AUAGUGAAUUAGAAGAGCUGAUCAAUAUAUAAAAAACAAAUGAAACAUUCAAGAAAUUUGUUCAAUUUUCUUAGACUCUUUUGAGUAAACUCGGAUUGGACAAAGGUUUCAUUAAAAUAAUUCAGAUUGAAGUUUUCAAUCAAACUAAUCUCUGUGUUUGAAACAAAUGUUAUUGACUAUUUCUCAAUUAUUGAUCAAGUUUGGUCCAUACCUUGGUCAAUUCAAUUAAAUUGAUUAAAUUCACUGCAAUUGAAAAAAGCAUAACAGUCAUUAAUUUUAGCCACCUUUUUUCAAUGAAAAAAGUCUAACCAAAAUAUCAAUGAUAAAUGUAUUUUUAAAUAAACGCGGGGUAAAUGAAACACAUUUGGAUAUUGACAGAUUCAUAACGAAAAAUGACUACAAUAAUAUGUCUUGAUUGACUAUAAUUAUCCUUGGCCAUUUGAUCCAAACAAGAUUUCAUCUUUCCAAAGCUAAUAAUGUUUAUCACAAUAUAUGACUGACCUUUCAACUGUAAGCGUAAUUUCCAUCUAGAUUGAUAAUUUAUAUUUAAUAUAAUAUAAUCAAAGAAUGCAAAUGCAACCAGUGUUAAUAGUAAGUCUACUGUUUAUCUGCAAUAUCAAUGGAUUAGAUGUGGAUGCUAAUCAAAACAUUACCCAGUGUAUUCCGACUCCUCUAUUAAUAUGCACCAAAAAUGAUAGUGAUAUUUGUGUUGAUCCAAAAGUAUUGCUAAUUGCAUCUCCUUUUCAUGGUAAUUUAACAUUUCAACUUGAACCAGCUACAAGUGAAUAUUAUCUCAUCGAGGCCAAUGGUACUGAUUGUAUUUUUACUGGGAAAAUGAACGGAACAUCAAAUCGCGUCAGAGUUAACAUUUGCUCUUAUUCAUUGAAAAACUCAACUCUUGUCAUUUGUUUGAUGAUUAAUAAUGAUAGUUGGUUAAUUGAGUUCAAUGAAACAGCAGAAUGCUAUCAAAUUCAAUUGUCUCAAUGCUCUAUUCGAAAUAUUAUACCGAUAGAUACAUUCGAUGGACUGGAACCGGAAAAUAUAAUAAGAGUUCAUGAUGCAUCGUUAAAUCAUCUUUUUGAUCCAAAGUUUUUGAUGUCCACUCCAAGAUACGUUGAAGUAGGAAUUGUAAUUGAUUGCAUGACAAAAAAAUUUAGCACUCCAAAUCAUGAAAUAUAUAAAAUUUUUAAAAGGGCAACUCAGUUGCUAACACAAAUGAAUAUUUUUUCAAUACUUACUGUGAUUGAAAGGUUUGACACGUUAGACAAGUGUAAUGAAUCAAGAACCCACAAUGAUGAUAUUGCAAUGUUGCUCAUCAAAUUUAGAGAAUAUACCAAAGAAAAGCAUGACACUUUUGGCAAAUUUGAUGUGAUCAUAAGAAUCGCAGCUCCAUGCAAGUGUAAGGAGCUUGGAUUAGCUGGUGUUAAUAUAGCAUGCGAUCCAAGUAUGGGACAUGCUGUUGUAAGAGAUAACAAUGAUUAUACUUUUUCAAUAGUUUUUGCUCAUGAGUUACUUCAUACAUUUGGAGUGCACCAUGACAAUAGUGAACAACUGGCAGAAAAAGCUCAUUGUCCAUAUGCAUUCUGUGUGAUGUACGCCUCGGUACCUCGAGGUCAACCAGAGGUAGGAUUGUCACCAUUCACGAUUUCACAGGUGGAAGCUUCUAUUUUAUCGGGUUAUCUUGAUUGCUUUUUAGAUAAACCAGAGUUAGGCGAAUAUUGUGGCGAUUACUCUUUAAAUGGCAACGAACAGUGCGAUUGUUUGGAUGUAAAACAUUGUUCAAAAUGUUGCAAUCCAUCAACUUGUUCACUUUUAGAAGGAGCCAAGUGUGGACACGGACCUUGCUGUAAUUUUGAAACUUGCGAGCUCUACAAGUCAACAGAUAAUCAUGUAUGCCGUCCAGCAACCAGUGAUUGUGAUAUAGAAGAAAAAUGUGACGGAUUAUCGCAAUUCUGUCCUCCUGAUCUUCAUGUGCACGAUGGUUGGAGUUGUGAAUACGGUCAGGGUCACUGUUUUAAUGGUAAAUGUGGCAGUUAUCAUCUUUCCUGUGAUAAAAUUUUCGAAAAUUCUGAGCCUGCUCCAGAUACGUGUUAUGAAAAAAAUCGUGCGGGUAAUCUUGUUUUUAAUUGUGGUCCACCAAGUAAAUAUUUUGAAACUUUCGACGGCAACGCAACGAAAUGUAAAAAGAAAGAUGUCAAAUGUGGCCGAUUACUAUGCACUGGCAGCGGCACAUUAAGAAACUCAUUUCUACAAGCAUAUAAAUGGAAUGCCUUCGGAUUUAAAAGUGCGCCCUGUCUAGGUAUCUAUAUUUACAGAACCUUCCAACGCAACGCAACUGAUUUAGGUUUAGUACCUGAUGGUGCGCCUUGUGCUCCAAAUAAAAUGUGCCUCAACCAAGAAUGUAUUCCAGUGUCAAAAGUUAUUGAGACGAAACCUUGUCCACUCAAUUGCCAAAAUCGAGGCAAAUGUACUAACCAAGGAACUUGUAUUUGUAAUAAUCCAAAAGAUAAAUCGCCCGAUUGCUCUUUCUCCCCAAUAACUUCAUCGAAUUGGACAGCCUUGUUUCGAUACUUUGAAACUACAAUUCAAUUAAUUGUAAUGAUUGUGUUGACGUCAACAUGGAUUUGGAGACAUUUUAAUAAAUAAUAAAUAUAAUUGUUUUUAUCUGUUCCUCUGUCUUUCUUUUCUUUAUCAUGUACAGCUAGUUUCCAUCAUCAUUUUAAGUCAAUAAAAAUCUUUUUAUACAUUGAAUUAACUUAUUACAAUACUUACCAAUAUAAGAUAUAUAUAUAAGACCAAUAUAUAAAUUUCGAACUUUGUGGCCAUAUAGCGUUCGAUAACAAUGAAAAUUUUGCAAUUUUAUUCCAUUUAAUUAUAGUAUUUGGGUUGAUUGUAAAUCACUUUUCACAAUUUAUCUCUGACCUUCAAGUUUUCAUGAAAUGUUCAAUUAAAAAAGUUUCUAUCGCUAGCAAAUCACAGGGGGAAUCCUUGGUUUUUAAUAAGAUUUUGAGCCGCAUAAAAUUUCAUUUUUUCGAUAAAUUUCGAAUUAGAAAACGGAAAAUAAUAAAUGAAGUGUCAAAAGAAUUCUGAAUCUCUAUUUAUACGAUUUUCAAAAGAUUUGGCUGCAUUGGUUCGCUCAUCAAUAAAAUAUUCACAUUUAUAACUAUGACACAUUGAGCCGGACACCCUAAUAGAAACAAUUGUUAUUCUCUACUUUUCAAUUAUUGAUUAAGUUUGGCCGAUACCUUGGUCAAUUCUGUUUCAUUAAAAUGGUUAAACUGACUGCAAUUGAAAAAAGCAUAACAGUCAUUAAUUUUUGCCACCUUUUUCAAUCUUCACCUUUUUUUAAUUAACAAAGUCUAACCAAAAUAUCAAUGAUAAAUGUAUUUUUAAAUAAACGCGGAUUAAAUGAAAGCACAUUUGGAUAUUGACAGAUUCAUAACAAAAGAUGACUACAAUAAUAUGUCUUGAUUGAAAAUAAUUAUCCUUGGACAUUUGUCCAACAUAAGCUUCCAGAACGCUAAUAAUGUUAAUCACAAACAUAUAACAUGUUUUAACAACUUUAAAUAUGACUGACCUUUCAACUGUAAACGUAAUUUCCAUCUAGUUGAUAAUUCAUAUUUAAAUGAGAUAAUCA
This is a messenger RNA of Tetranychus urticae (two-spotted spider mite), 3637 nucleotides long. RefSeq names its product zinc metalloproteinase-disintegrin-like atrolysin-A. Lineage: Eukaryota; Metazoa; Arthropoda; Arachnida; Trombidiformes; Tetranychidae. The record is from RefSeq and is a predicted model, not a curated record. Gene Ontology annotation, biological process: membrane protein ectodomain proteolysis. Gene Ontology annotation, molecular function: metalloendopeptidase activity.